AUGGGUGAUCGGGGGGCUGAGCACGCUGCGCCUACAGAGCUGGAGGAGAUCACCAGCAGAAUCUCUGAUCUGACCAAAUGGAGAGAAAUCUUUAGUUUCCAUGGCUUGGAAGUCAACAGCACGACUCAUCAGGGAACUCCUUUUCCAAAGCAAGGACGGAGCAGUGCUGGCAAUGGACCACCCGGAGCCGGGGAGUCCCCAGGGUCGCAGCCACCCUCCACCAUCCCCCAGCCCCUCCUGCCCCCUCAGAGUGUGGGUGGCUGCCCCAUCUCCCUGGACACGGCAAUGAGGCUGCAGAAGCUGCUGUUCAGAAACAUGACCCCCCUCUUUAGCUUCGAGUGGGCAGCGGCGCACUUCAGGUUCCGCCCGCCACACUCCGAUCUGGCCUACGCGCUGGAGGCAGGAAAGGGAGGAACAAGAGCCAUUCUGGUGGCUGUACAAGCACACAUCAUCUCAUACCUGCUCUUCACAAGAGAGACAGAAUGUACUCAGCUGGAAAGGCUGUGCCGGGUCGGGCAGUGGGAGCAGGGGCAGGCACUGGCCACGGCUCUGGCAGAGACCCUGUGGGCAGCGGGAGGAGGUGGCAGAGCUGUCGUGUGCCUCAUCACUGCCCCUAUCACCAUGAUGCCACCACGUGAAGGCUACAGAGCCAACAGCUUCACAGAGAGAAUCCAGCUGUUUGAGUUCUCGGAGAAAGCUGCUGCUCAAGGGUUCAUCUCUGAUCACAUACACUGUUUCAAAGGUGAAGGAAGCCAUGGAGUGAUCCUAUUUUUAUACAGUUUACUUUUCUCUAGGACACUUGAAAGGGUCCAAGAGGAUUUGGGUGACACAGCUCCUCUGUUGAACAUCAGUUCUGGAAACAUCACCUGUACAGAGGCCGUGCUCAGCCUGCUCCUGACAGGACGAGCGAGCCCAUGGGAGCUCGGUGGCAGCCAGGAGCUGGAGUCCGGCACCGGGGAUGGGGAUGGCGAGGCCCCGUGGCAGCGGGGCCCCGUGGGCUUCCUGCGCUGGGAGCGGGCGCCGGUGGAGCGGCAGGUGAGCGCAGGGGCAGCGCCAUGGACAGCGGGACCCCCGCCAGGCCCCUGGGCUUGGCAGAGCCCAGUUCCUGCCAAGGGUCCCCGUGCCCAGGUGAGCCCCGGGCUGCGGACGCCUCGGCUGCCCGUGUGGCUGUGCAGCGUCUCGGGCAGGCACAGCGUGCUCUUCGGCACCGACAGCCGGCUGCUCUCCGACUGGAAAUCCGAGAGAAUUUUCCACCUGUACUUCUACAGUGGGCAGCAGGAGCAGACCCAAACAGCCCACCUGACGAUAGACACUCAUUCGCAUCACUGGGAAGAAGCUCAAAGAGAAGACCCCAGCAGCCCACGGAAGAGGCAUCCAGCCCUGGAGAUGGCAAUCAGGACCAAGUGGGCAGGUGCAACCGUCAGCUGGAAUGGGACAGACCCCUUCUUCUAAGGAGUGAGAAGGAUGGACCCCUGCUCCUGAAGGAUACUGGCAUCUCCCACACACUACCAACUCCACUGGUCACUGCAGUCUGUAGGACAAAAAACUCUCUCCCCAAUCAAACAGCCUUUGGUGCAUUGAAGGGACACCCUGUCCAUAAGGCAUCAUACCCACUGCAAAAGCGUGCACUGGAGGAACAGUGACUAGCAAACCU
Molecule: messenger RNA, 1654 nt
Organism: Corvus hawaiiensis (hawaiian crow)
Lineage: Eukaryota; Metazoa; Chordata; Aves; Passeriformes; Corvidae
Gene: MINDY4B
Product: MINDY family member 4B
Biological process (GO): protein K48-linked deubiquitination
Molecular function (GO): K48-linked deubiquitinase activity; cysteine-type deubiquitinase activity
Source: RefSeq, a predicted model, not a curated record